UUAUUCGAUGUUUGCGUCCCUCAUUUCUGACGAAAAAUGUCAGAGAAAAAUAGGCCACUACAGCAAUUAUCUUCAAAUUCAAUUUCUGCAAAGGAAUUAGCCAGAAGUUUAGGUUUGGUCAAGAAAGGACCCUCGUCCUCAGAUCGACAGAAAUGUCGCGCUAAGGAGAUGAAACAACGUCAAUAUUUUUCAUACCUAAUUGUUCUUGACUUUGAGUCCACUUGCUGGAAAGACAAGAAAAUGAAUUAUGCCCCAGAAAUAAUUGAAUUCCCUGCAGUGCUGCUAAAUACAAACAGUGGUGAAAUUGAGUCUGAAUUUCAUAUGUAUGUACAGCCUCAAGAGCACACAAAACUGAGUGAUUUCUGCAAAGAGCUGACAGGAAUAACUCAGGCUCAAGUGGAUGGUGGUGUUCCCAUUGGCACAUGUCUGAUGCUGUUUGGACGUUGGCUACAAGAGAUGAAAGACAAAAAAGGAUUCAAGUUUCCUUGUGAAGAUGGACAAAAACAAGAUCAAGAAAACAGUACAGAUUGUUGGAUUAAGUGGUGCACAUUUGUUACAUGGUCAGACUGGGAUUUGGGAACUUGUCUCAAGAAUGAAUGCAACAGGAAGCAGCUUAGAACACCUCAUUCAAUGAGGAGCUGGAUUGACCUCCGAGCAACAUAUAGGAAUUUUUACUGUCGUAAGCCUCAGGGAUUGGCAGGUGCUCUUCAAGAUCUGGGAAUCAAAUUUUCCGGAAGAGAACAUUCAGGGUUAGAUGAUGCCCGAAAUACAGCUCGGCUUGCUUGGAGAAUGAUCUCUGAUGGAUGUGUUAUGCAAAUAACAAAGAGCUUAGACGGGAUGUUGGAAAAGUUUUGCGAGAUCGUUACUAAGAAUGGUUACUUGAAAACUGGUUCAUUGGCUACACAAGACAUGGAACCCACAACUGGAACUUUUCUCAAGCAUUCCUAUGAUGGCAAAGUGAAUUCUUUAACAGAGGCAAAAACCCGAAAGCUUCAAGUUCAACAAUCUACACUUCCAGAAAGAAAGACAUACAAAAGUUUACACGUUUCCUCUGGGCAAGCGAAGCGUCAGAGCGGAAGAGAAACUACUGGGCUCGGUAGGCAACGCCAUGAAGCUGUUAACGAAAAAGCUGCGGUUGAUUAUUCACUUGGAAAAGUGACGAUCGCGGGGAAAGAUCACUCCGCGGAAAUUAAAGGAAGUGAGCUUAAAGACGGUCAUGAUGCGAGACUUAUGCCUUCUGUAACUGGUCUAAAAAGGAGGGCGCCACAGAAUAUUGUAGGAUUGGCUGCCGCAAAUGCUCGCCUGGUAUCCGAUGAGAGCUUCGACAGCACUCUAAAGAGUCUUAUCGCUCCUUUAACAAGCUUGUCAAAUUUAACGAAAAGAGUAAGAAGCAAUUAUGGAGAAUUUACUCAAGAGACACCCAAAUCCUCAGGUUCGGGGCUUCUUUUGAAGAGAGGACUGGUAAAACAAACUCUUAGCAUCAAGCAUUUCACAGCACUGGAACACAGCAAUCAACAAACAUCCCGUGGAGUUGGACAAAACGAAAGCUCCAAGCCAUGCAAACCAGGAAAUAUUGAAAUGAACGCUGCAACAACACCUUCGCUCACUGUCCAAGCAAAUAAAGCUCUUCUUAAAGAAAAGCACAGAGAGAAAAAAAACUUGAACAAUGAGAACUGUACUUUCGCACGUCGAUUUAAUACAAAGUAUAACAAUUAUAAGAAAAAACCUAACCUCUCCACCCCUCCCUCAAUUACGACAAAAGUGAAUUCCUCUGUCACCCCACCCAUAGUUUGUUUUAAUAGAGGCGGUGUCACUCCACCGCUGUGUCAGUGUGGGCGCCGCACUCGUCGGAGGUCUGUCGUUAAUCCGGGACCUAAUCAAGGCAGAGCUUUCUUUACGUGUUCGUUAAGUCAUGGUAGAUUAGGUCAUGAGACAAAUUCUGCUGAUAAAAAGGCUAAAAGAGGGUGCAGCUUUUUUCGUUGGGAGGUGAAUCUGUAGCCUCUUGCAGUCGAAGAUGAGCUUUGGCAUGAUAAUAAUAAUGAUAAUUGCAAUAAACUGUUUGAUGUGCAGUCUUCA
This is a messenger RNA of Pocillopora verrucosa, 2076 nucleotides long. Its product is annotated as ERI1 exoribonuclease 2. Gene Ontology annotation, molecular function: nucleic acid binding; zinc ion binding; 3'-5'-RNA exonuclease activity. Lineage: Eukaryota; Metazoa; Cnidaria; Anthozoa; Scleractinia; Pocilloporidae. The record is from RefSeq and is a predicted model, not a curated record.